AUGUACCCGAUCUUUGUGUUUGCUGCCGAGGUGGCCGGGUUGGUGACGGCACCUGUCAACCCGGCGUUGACGGUGGGUGAGCUGGCCAAGAGUCUGCAGCAGGCGAGUGUGGAUGUUGUUCUUGCUCAUCCCAGCUGUCAAGAGUCCGCACGGGCUGCUUGGACCCAAGCGAAGGAUGCUAUGGGUCGUUCUGACAAGCAAGGACUGUUCAUGUUCGACGAUGCUGAUGAGCUCGUCACUGGUGCUCACGGCGAGGCGGAUCUGCGCGCGCAGAUGACGGAGAACGAACUCGAAUCCUACCGCGUCGAAGAUCCUACGACGGAAACGGCAUUUAUUAUGUUCUCCUCCGGCACCUCGGGCAGUGCUAAGGGCGUCGAGAUCACCCACUCGAACGUCAUCCAUUCCGUCAUGGCGCUUGUCGCCACCCACGACGACUACUUUGGCCAGAAGGACGUCCAGGUCGGCUUUCUGCCCUUCUACCACAUCUUUGGUCUCAUCAAGCUCAUGCACCACCCUUUCCUGUUGGGCAUGAAGAUCGUCAUCCUCCCCAAGUUUUCCCUCGAGGUCUUCUGCGAGAAGAUCGAGCAGUAUCGCGCUACGGCGAGUCUUGUGGUUCCUCCGGUGCUGUUGCAGUUGGCUAAGAGCAAGGUGCCGGAGAACUACGAUAUGGGGUCGCUGAAAUGUGUUCAGUGUGGAGCGGCGCCGUUGUCGGCGGAACUGUUCGAGUUGUUGGAGAAGCGAUAUCCGGGAUUGGCCGUGUUGAACGGCUACGGUCUCACCGAGUCGCUGCCCUCGGUGAUCUGUUCGGGACCCAAGGAGUUGCCUAACUCCAAGGGUGCUGCGGGCCGUAUUGCGCCGGGGGUCGAGGUGCGAUUGGUUUCCGAGGAGGGGCACGAUGUUGGCCAGGAGCAGGGGAGGGAAGGUGUUCCUGGCGAAGUCUGGUUGCGUGGUCCCACGAUCAUGAAGGGGUACCUGGACAACGAGGUUGCUACCCGAGAGGCGUUUACCGAUGACGGGUGGUUCAAGACCGGCGAUGUGGCGGUGAUGCUCAACACGGAGAUCUUUAUCGUCGAUCGGAUCAAGGAUCUGAUCAAGUUUAAAGGUUUUCAGGUGUCACCGGCAGAAUUGGAGGCGGUGAUCACGGGUCAUCCCGAGGUGGCGGAUGUUGCCGUGUUUGGGGUGUGGAACCAGGACCAGAUGACCGAGUGUCCUAGGGCAUGUAUCGUGCCGAGGAACUUGGAGCUGCUGAAUCAGCCAGAGGAGUGCAUGGCGUUGGAGAAGAGGGUGAGGGCGCACAUGGAUGGUCUGGUGGCUGCACACAAGAAGAUCCGAGGCGGCAUCGAGUGGGUUGCUACCAUCCCGAAGAGUCCCUCUGGCAAGAUUUUGAGGAGGCUGUUGAGGGACGAGGCGGCUAGGAAGGAGGAGGGUAAGAAGGAGGGCGAAGGAAACUUGUUGAGGUCUACGCUGGUGACCAAGUUGCAGGUGCCUGGGAAGGAGGAGGAUGGUGAGAGCAGGGAUAGCAUUUUCAGCCCUAUCAGUCCUGUUGCUGCCGCCUAG
Messenger RNA from Kalmanozyma brasiliensis GHG001, 1557 nucleotides. RefSeq names its product AMP-dependent synthetase/ligase. The transcript has a single exon. Gene Ontology annotation, molecular function: CoA-ligase activity. NCBI's taxonomy places the organism in Eukaryota, Fungi, Basidiomycota, Ustilaginomycetes, Ustilaginales. The record is from RefSeq and is a predicted model, not a curated record. Gene Ontology annotation, biological process: secondary metabolic process. Bases 1 to 1557 code for a protein of 518 amino acids.